Messenger RNA from Zychaea mexicana, 889 nucleotides. RefSeq lists its product as uncharacterized. Bases 93 to 617 code for a protein of 174 amino acids. NCBI's taxonomy places the organism in Eukaryota, Fungi, Mucoromycota, Mucoromycetes, Mucorales, Lichtheimiaceae. The transcript has a single exon. The record is from RefSeq and is a predicted model, not a curated record.
CAAAUUCAGACUCGAGGAACUACCAUAAUACAUACGCUCUGUGCGGAGCAAAACGUGCUUCUCUUUUUGACUAUUCUGACGAGAAAAGUAACAUGCCCAUUCAACCACCAGCAUUUUCAGCGCGCCGAUUACUUGGCAUGCCGCCUAAUGCCGAAGCCAUUCAUGAUUACUUAAACACCUUGAGUAGUGAACCACUGCCAGAACCUGUCAUUAAACGGUUUCCGGAUUCCACGUACUAUUCGUACAAAUCGCUCGGAUUGUCACUAAGUUUUACACCCACCCGCAAAGGAAGCGAUAAAUUACUUCUCGACAGCAUUGACAUUUACAACGGUCAUACACGCGACGGAUUUCAGCCUUUUGUUGGUAAAGAAUAUCCUUAUGGUUUUACACCACAAACACAAGCGCACGAAAUAGUAAGUCAGCUUGGUGAACCGGAUCGAAAAGGCGGUGGCGGCACAACGCGGUUACCGUGCUGGAUCGAAUAUCAGUUUGAAGACGAAGGCAACGAUAACAAGGAUGGCGACAGGGGUAAAAGUCAAGGAGGGCUGAUGUUACAACUCCAUGGCGUGGAGUGGGAGGAUCGAGAUAUGGGUUGGACAAGUCUGGUGCUGUUCUAAGCUGUUCUCCUUUGUACAUACACACGUUUUGUGUUUUACUACCACUGUAAUACUUUAUACAUAUUAUAUCACCGCAUGCCGAAAUAUACUGCCAAACUCAAUGAUGAGGUGUGUGGCUCUACGCUAUACUCAUCAAUCGCCAACAAGAAAAGAAGAGAGGGAAUGUCACUGACAGAACGUUGUAAAAGUCAUUUAUAAGCAGAUGGAGCUUUUGUGUGCUAUUUAGUCUAACAACUACGUACGCCUUUUUAUAUUUCUUUUGAAAGUAUCGG